AUGUACAUUUCAACUUCCAAACUCCCUCCUCCUUCAACUAUCACUAAAAAACCAUUACUCAGCCGUAUAUACUAUGUGACCGCAGAAAAUCUACAGCGCUUGCAGAAACUCGCUGGUGCGACUAGCAAUGGUAAUAGAAAGGCUACGAAGCUUGAGUGUUUCUCUGCAUACUUGUGGAAGUUGGUUGCUCGUGCAGCUAUAAAGGAGGAUGGUAAAAUGGGGAUUUCUAAAAUGGGUAUAGUGGUUGAUGGAAGAAAGAGACUUGGAGAAAUGGUCAACUAUUUUGGAAAUGUUCUUUCAAUACCUUUUGGUGCAAAAUCUGUGGAGGAGUUGAUUGAUAAACCAUUAGGGUGGGUGGUUGAUGAGGUUCGUGAGUUUGUAUCUAUAGCAACAACAAAAGAGCAUUUCUUAGGACUCAUUGAUUGGGUGGAAAUGAAUAGACCUAUCCCUGGAUUGGCUAAGAUUUAUUGCGGUGGCUCUAACGAAGAGCCAGCUUUUGUGGUUUCUUCCGGACAAAGAUUUCCGGAAGAAAAAGUGAACUUCGGGUGGGGGGAAGUUGCGUUUGGAUCUUACCAUUUUCCUUGGGGAGGUGAAGCUGGUUAUGUGAUGCCAAUGCCAAGUCCUUUAAGGAAUGGAGAUUGGGUUGUGUACAUGCAUCUUUUGAAACAACAUUUGGAGAUCAUAGAGUCCAAGGCAGGCCACGUCUUUGUCCCCUUAACUUGGGAUUAUCUCAAUCAGUGA
Vicia faba (fava bean) is the source of this 741-nucleotide messenger RNA. NCBI's taxonomy places the organism in Eukaryota, Viridiplantae, Streptophyta, Magnoliopsida, Fabales, Fabaceae. The record is from the annotation of a GenBank genome assembly.